AUGGUGUCGACAUACGUGGAGACGACUCGGAAGCACUUUGAGGCCAACAACCGGGUGCGGGACCUGUCGGCGCACACGUCGAAAGUGCAUUCAGUCGACUGGAACAGCGACGGUCGACGACUGGCCUCCGGUUCCUUCGACAAGACGGUGUCACUUUUCGGCCUCCAGACGGAUCGGCUCACCAAAGAGCACACAUUCAAAGGCCACUCGGACUCCGUGGACCAGCUGUGUUGGCACCCGACCCACGCCGACCUACUGUCCACCGCAUCGCUCGACCGCACCGUACGCUUAUGGGACGCGCGGACAUCGAAAUGCGUGACCACUGUCCAGACGAAGGGUGAGAACAUCAACAUCUGUUGGUCACCGGACGGGCACACCAUCGCCGUCGGGAACAAAGAGGAUUUGGUGACCUUCGUGGACACCCGCACCCAUAAAGUCCGAGGGGAACAGCCCUUCAAGUUCGAGGUGAACGAGAUCUCGUGGAACAACGACAACGACCUGUUCUUCUUGACCUCAGGUCAGGGUCACGUCCACGUGCUGUCGUACCCACAGUUGCAGCCGCAGCUG
This is a messenger RNA of Oppiella nova, 567 nucleotides long. Lineage: Eukaryota; Metazoa; Arthropoda; Arachnida; Sarcoptiformes; Oppiidae. The record is from the annotation of a GenBank genome assembly.